AUGACUGAGCUGCGCAAUAUGGAGCAAGAGCUGCGUCGCUUUCAGCGGCGCGUGUGGGUAGCUGGAGGGUUUGUUCUUCUGGCUUUUGCUUGCUUGCUUGUGCGCUUAGUGGUGUUACAGAUUGUGCGGCAUGAUUUUUAUUUUGAGCAGGCAGAAAACAAUCGCACUUCGGUCGUGCCUAUCGUGCCGCACAGAGGGUGGAUCGUCGAUCGCAAUGGGGUGGUUUUGGCCAAUAAUUAUUCGGCCUACACGCUGGAGGUGACGCCAGCAAAAGCGAAUGGGCAAGAUUUAGAUGCUUUGAUCGCUGAGCUGUCAAAAAUAUUGCCCAUUGAGCCCCGCGACAUACGGCGCUUUAAAAAACUGCGGGCAGAGUCCAAUAGUUUUGAGUCUAUUCCUUUGCGUACCCGUUUGACGGAUGAGGAGGUAGCUCGCUUUAGCGCCAACCGCUACCGCUUUCCUGGGGUGGAGGUGCAAGCCCGUUUAUUUAGAAGGUAUCCUUUGGGGGAUGUAGCCAGUCAUGUGAUUGGCUAUAUUGGACGCAUUAACCAAAAAGAGAAAGAGGCGUUAGAAGAGGCCAGCGAAGAGACCCAAGAAAAUUAUCGUGGCACGGACUACAUUGGUAAAUUGGGCAUCGAGCAGCGCUACGAGAGUGAGCUGCAUGGCAUUACUGGCGUAGAGGAAAUGGAACGCUCCGCAGGGGGACACGCCACGCGCAGGCUGGGCACGGCCUCUUCCCAGCCGGGCAAGAACAUUGUUUUAUCUAUUGAUGUCAAACUACAAAAAUUGGUAGAAGAUAUGUUCGGUGACCGUCGCGGGGCCUUGGUGGCGAUUAAUCCAGAGAAUGGAGAAAUCUUGGCUUUUGUGAGUAAGCCCACGUUCGACCCGAAUAUUUUUGUCGAGGGUAUAGAUAGCGAGAGUUGGAAGGCGCUCAACGAGUCGAUUUACCGCCCCUUGCUCAACCGCGCCUUGCGUGGCACCUAUCCGCCAGGCUCAACCUAUAAGCCCUUUAUGGCGCUGGGAGCGCUGGAGUUGCAUAAGCGCUCGCCCGACACCAUCGUCUACGAUCCAGGAUAUUGGAUGUUU
This is a messenger RNA of Darwinula stevensoni, 1083 nucleotides long. Lineage: Eukaryota; Metazoa; Arthropoda; Ostracoda; Podocopida; Darwinulidae. The record is from the annotation of a GenBank genome assembly.